Chaetomium globosum CBS 148.51 is the source of this 1914-nucleotide messenger RNA. RefSeq lists its product as uncharacterized. Lineage: Eukaryota; Fungi; Ascomycota; Sordariomycetes; Sordariales; Chaetomiaceae. The coding region runs from base 1 to 1914 and encodes 637 amino acids. The transcript has 3 exons. The record is from RefSeq and is a predicted model, not a curated record.
AUGGCUCUUACAUAUCAAUACGAACGGCUCACACAUGACGAUGAAAUCAGACUGCUGCACUUGGAGCCUGGGUCGGGCGACCACAUUCACUUCACUCUCCAUCCUGUAAGACUAGGUGACAGGCCUCCGUACGAGGCGAUAUCCUACUGUUGGGGUGAUCCCAAUGACACUUGCAUGGUGUAUUGUGGCGGUAGGCCGCUGCACAUAACAAAAAGCCUCUACACCGGCCUCAGACGACUGCGGAAAAACGAUGCAGUGCGAGUCCUCUGGGCAGAUGCAGUCUGUAUCAACCAGAGGUGCACCUCGGAAAAGAACGUGCAGGUUGCUCUCAUGAAUCGCAUCUACUCGCAACCAAGUAGAGUCCUCAUUUGGCUGGGUGACGAUACUUCCGGGCUCGAGGGCCUCCACGAGUGCAUCCAAGGUGCACUCGAUGUCCUGCCGCCCGAUCAUUUUGAGUUUGAGGAAUUAUACGCCCUUUCCAAGAGCAUAUUCCGGGAAGCCAGCCAACUACGAGCAGCCGACAAGCCCAACUUCAAUGACCACGACUGGCGCCCCAUUACGAACCUCCUUCUUCGGCCUUGGUUCGAUAGACGGUGGAUUAUUCAGGAGGUUACGCUUGCGGACGACAGUGUACCCAGGCUCGCCAUAUGCGGAGACAUCGAGUUUUCGUGGAACCAUCUCGCCAGCGUCGCGUACAGACUCGCGUCCUAUGGGAUUACUCCUCCCCUCGCCGGACUGUCCAUUAUAAAUUGUCAUGCGCCUUACAUGAUGUCGUUCAUGGCUGAAGGGGGCAGGCCCAUCAUGGUGCUGGUAGCCCUUUCCAUGACCUACCUCCUCAAAAUGUACCGAAACACGGGGAACCUCGUCGACUGCGUGGUUGCCACCUCCCUGUUCAAGUGCGGCUUUCCACACGAUCACCUCUACUCGCUGCUGAGCUUGCCACAGAAGCCAAGCGGCGUGGUGGCAGACUACGGCCUCUCGAUCGAGGACGUGUGCAUGCAAUUCGCCGCGACAACUCUCAUCGUCGACCAAAACCCAAGACUUCUUAGCCUAGCGCCGCACACGUCCAUUCGCACCGGGGGCCAGAAAGUCCAGCGCCUGGAUCUACCGUCCUGGGUUCCGGACCUGACGUGCCAGGGACCGGUGAACCCGUUGGUGUCCUACACAAUCCGGCCGCAGCUCUUUCAUGCCGGAGGGAAGGAACCACCUAACAUUACCAUGUCCUCCGACCGCAAGCGGGUGCACCUGAAGGGCCGUAUCGUUGACAAGGUUGCAACGCGGGCUAGGGCCCAGGUAGAUGUGCCCUGGCCCACCGAGGAAGAUAUCAAGCCCAGAACUGGCUUCCACGUUUAUGUCAAGAAGCGUAUGAUGAACUGGCUGCAGGAAUGCUAUGAGGUCGCCGGGGAGGAGUAUUCGAGACAGAAUGGCAAACAAGGGAGCCACCCUGCGGAAAAGAGCGGGGAACGAGAAGAGUUGAGGCGGCAGUUCCUUGAGACUCUCCUCUGCGGCAUGACUAUGUUGCGGGAUCCCAUACCCGAGGAGGCGCUGGAGGCCACGCAGGUUUACGUCGACUAUAUCUUCGACUACUUCACCGACGACUAUGUGUUGUCAACAGAAGUCAAGGGGACUAUGUUGACGUACGGGGCGUUGAUCGAGCAGUCGAUUUUGGCCAUGGCUGAGGCUCGGUGUUUUUGCCGGACGGAACAAGGUCGGCUGGGACAGGUCCGCGCCGAUGCGGUAGCGGGGGAUCUCUUUGUGUGUAUUGUCGGCGCUGAGGUACCCUAUCUUCUGCGGCCGAGCCCUGAGCUGGAGGGGACCUACACUCUCAUCGGCGAUGGGUUUCUCCAGGGUGUGAUGCAGGGCGAAGCAUUCACGAAUGCGCGGUACCAAACUAUCGACAUCACGAUUGUGUAA